UGUAAUUAAAUCGCGGGAGUUAAAGCCAGACUAUAUGCUGGCCUAUCGAAAGAAUAAAUGACAAGGUCUAGUUCUAGUUAAUGCCACUCUCGUUGAUCGACAAGUUACACACAGACACAGACACGGACACAGACACAAGACCCAUUCACACGCUCGUUACACUCAACGCACACACGCACCCAGAGAAACCAUGGGCAGCACCGGCAACGAAAUUCCAACGCCCCCUCCAGAGGGUGGCUCCUACACGCGCAUCUCUCCAGCCCAAGCUGCAGCAGAUGCGAUUCCCAUCUUGGUGGAUGAUACAUAUCACCUCUUCCACCUGACAACCCCUCCCUUCACAAGACACCACCCCCAACGACUGCGAUCAUGCUGGUGGCGCAUGCGAUCCAAGAAUCUCGUGGACUGGACACGAGAUGAUGAGCCGAGCGUCAAGCCCGGAGAAUCCGCGACAUCUCCCGACGCCGACGGGGCAUGGACGGGGGCCGCAGUGCUGGGCCCGGAUGGGAAUAUGAACAUAUUCUACACCGGGUACAGCCUCUCGCAGGGUGGCAAACAGGUCAUCCUGCGAGCAAGAUCGCAGGACCGGCACGGCGGCAAAUUCCAGCAGCCGGGCAGUGAGAUCAGCUUCAGCGGCGACGGCAGGUCGAAGCUGGAGGACAUUGACUUCCGCGACCCGUAUGUCUUCUACAACGAGGCCGAGUCGCAGUACUGGAUGAUCAUCGCCUCGCGGCUGGCCAGCGGGCCGUUCUGGAGCCGUGGCUGCGUGGCCCUCCUCAAGUCGACCGACCUGGACACGUGGACCUUUGAGCCCGAGCCGCUGUACUCGCCCAACGACAUGUUCUGCCCCGAAUGCCCCGAGCUGUUCACGCUGCCCAACGGCAAGUGGUACCUCGUGUACUCGCGCUUCCAUGCCCCGGAUUCAGGGACCGUCUACCGCGUUGCUGACUCGCCAUACGGACCCUUCCGGGUCCCGCGCGACGGCUCGAACGGCCGGCUGGAUGGGCGGAGGUGGUACGCCGCCAAGUCGUGCCCCAAGGCGGGCGACCCGAGCAGGCGGAUAUUCUUCGGCUGGAUAGGCGACUAUGUCGAGGACGAGGGCAAGUGGCUUUGGGGCGGCGACUUUGGCGUUCCCCGCGAGGUGUCUGCUGAUGAAAAGGGCAAUCUCCGAAUCACGACCGUGUCUGAGGUCGAGCAGCUCUUCGACGAAACCUCGGCCGCGGUCCCGCCCAAGAGCGUGCCGUCAAAGCUCUCGCUGGCCUCACUGGGAUCAACCAUGGUCACUUUCCCUGACCUCAGCGUCGCAGAAGGACGAGACAUCCUCCUCAGAUUCGACAUCCGGAGCUGUGAUGCUCACUCCUUCGGUCUCGUCCUGCACGCCGACAGCACCCAGAAGGGCCACCGUCUGCGGUUCACCCCCAGCAGCGGGGACAUAUACACCAUCACCCUGCUCACCGACUUCCCCCCGCUGGACGACUUCUGGGCGGACCAGUACAAGCUGCAUCUGCCUCGACCGGUGGACGGUCCCGAGCUCGUCCGCCACGACGGCGUCAGUCUGGCGGGCGGCGUCACCGUCUUCCUCAAAGGGACAUUAUUGGAGGUGUUCUGCGGCGGGCGAUCGAUCAGCUUCCGCUUCCCUGUUUCGGUUCCCGCAACUCCGGAACUUGCAGCUGCUGACAAUGGUCGACUUGGAUGGUUUGUCGAGGACGGUGAGGUAGAGCUGAGCGACGUUUCGAUUAGGCACGGAGGCCUCAUAAGCAAGACCUGCAUGUAGAGUAGUAGUAGGUUUAGGAAUCAGUAGUACCAAUGGAUCGACUCCUGGUAAUUAGACAAUGUUAAUUAUUAGACCAGA
Molecule: messenger RNA, 1849 nt
Organism: Phialemonium atrogriseum
Lineage: Eukaryota; Fungi; Ascomycota; Sordariomycetes; Cephalothecales; Cephalothecaceae
Product: glycosyl hydrolase
Exons: 1
Coding region: 191-1771 (526 amino acids)
Biological process (GO): carbohydrate metabolic process
Molecular function (GO): hydrolase activity, hydrolyzing O-glycosyl compounds
Source: RefSeq, a predicted model, not a curated record